Messenger RNA from Calliphora vicina (urban bluebottle blowfly), 2447 nucleotides. RefSeq names its product N-acetyl-alpha-glucosaminidase (gene Naglu). The record is from RefSeq and is a predicted model, not a curated record. Lineage: Eukaryota; Metazoa; Arthropoda; Insecta; Diptera; Calliphoridae. The transcript is spliced from 4 exons. The coding region runs from base 1 to 2274 and encodes 757 amino acids.
AUGAUCGUUAGUGAAGUGUUUGCGAUUAAUUUUUUGUUGAUAUGUUUAUCAAUAGCUUCUGUAUUUUCAGUUCAAAUUCCGAAACAAUUACUAAAUGAAACCCCCAAACAAACACAGUUGAAAGUUGUCAAAGCAUUAGUUCACCGGACACUGCAGGAAAAAGAAUCACUAUUCGAAAUCGGUAUUAAUACAAAUUUGGAAUUUCGCAGUUUUCAGAUAUUUAAAACUACAACCAAUAAAAUUUCCAUUGUUGGAUACGAUGGAAUAUCUGCAGCUAAAGGAUUUCAUCACUACCUGAAGUACUAUCUUCAUAGAAGUAUUUAUUGGUACAACAAGCCUAUAUAUAUUGAAGAUGACAUCUAUUUGCCUUAUGUUAAUAUAACAUCAAAAUCUUUUAGUGAUGUUAUUUAUUAUCAAAAUGUCUGCACAUGGGGUUACAGUUUCAUAUGGUGGAACUGGUCAAAAUGGGUUGAGCACAUUGAUUGGAUGGCUAUGAUGGGAAUAGGUCUUACUAUAGCACCCAUACAAGAGCAAAUAUGGUAUGAAACCUAUUUAGAAUUGGGUUUAACGGAAGAUGAAAUAAAUUUGCAUAUGUCAGGUCCUGCAUUUUUACCAUGGUUACGCAUGGGAAAUCUUCGUGGAUGGGGUGGUCCUUUAGGACCAAUGUACAGAAGAAUGCAAAUGGCUUUGCAACAAAAAAUUAUUCAGCAACAAAGAAAGUUUGGAAUGAUUGUUGCAUUACCUUCUUUUUCUGGACAUUUGCCUGUUGCAAUGAAAAGCAUAUAUCCAACAACAAACUUUUCUAUUAUCGAUCGUUGGAAUAAAUUUCCCAACUCCUUUUGUUGUGGACUUUUCCUGGAUCCAAACGACCCUUUAUUCCAAAAUAUAACUAAUGUAUUUUUAAAAAAAGUAAUAAACAACUACGGCACUGAUCACAUUUACUUUGCAGAUCCAUUCAAUGAAAUACAGCCAAGAAUCGCCGAUCCUUCAUAUCUGAAUAUGACGGCUUAUCAUAUAUUUCAUUCAAUGCGUACGGUUGAUAGUGAAGCGCUUUGGUUGAUGCAAGGUUGGCUGUUUGUCAAGAAUAUAUUUUGGUCCGACAGAUUAAUUAGAGCAUUCCUUACGGCUGUACCUAUUGGUGGACUUUUAGUAUUAGACUUACAAAGUGAGCAAUUUCCGCAAUACGAAAGAACGCAUUUCUUUUAUGGCCACCCUUUUAUUUGGUGUAUGCUUCACAACUUUGGAGGAACUUUAGGAAUGCAUGGUUCAGUCAACGUUAUCAAUAGAGGAAUAAGAAUGGCACGCUCAAACAGUACCAUGAUUGGAGUUGGAAUUACACCGGAAGGUAUUAACCAAAACUACGUAAUGUAUGCCUUGACAUUGGAGCGUGCAUGGUUUAAAGAUGAUUUCAAUUUGACUAUGUGGUUUAACACAUAUUCGGAUGUGCAAUAUGGAGUUGUGAAUGUUGAACUACGCGAUGCCUGGCAAUUACUGAGGAAAUCAGUAUACUCUUAUUAUGGCUUUAAAAAAAUGCGGGGUAAAUAUGCGAUUGCACGACGACCAUCCACCCGUCUAAAGGUUUGGACAUGGUACAAUUCUUCCGAUAUUUAUGAAUCCUGGUUUAAAUUACUUCAGUCGAAUGCAACUAUUCCAUAUACUCAUUAUAAUUUAUAUAGAAACGACCUCGUCGAUAUUACAAGACAAUUUUUACAACUAACUACAGAUCGUGUAUAUGUCAACAUAAUGCAGUCAUUUAAACAAAAACAAAAAGAACGUUUUAUGAAACUUUACCAAAUAAUUAUAAAUAUGUUAGAUGAUAUGGACUCAAUACUGUCUACACACGAAAACUAUCUCUUGGGGCCUUGGCUAGAAAGUGCAAAGAAUUGGGGAACUACACCACAAGAAAGAGAACAGUUUGAAUUUAACGCAAGAAAUCAAAUAACUAUUUGGGGUCCCUCAGGGCAAAUAGUAGAUUAUGCUACUAAACAAUGGUCUGGCAUAGUCCGAGAUUAUUUCAAACCUCGAUGGCAACUUUUUUUAAAUCAGUUAAACAUUAGUUUAAAUACCAACACCUCAUUUAAUAACACAGUUUUCAAUAUGAAAGUUUUGACACAAGUAGAGAAACCAUUUAACUUCUACAAAAAAAGGUAUCCCACGCUUCCUCAUGGUAACACAUACAAAGUAUCAAAACGUAUUUUUACUAUGUGGUCUGAAUUUUUCUCAAACGAAAGCUAUAUGAACUAUUUGUUGCCUGAAGAUCUUAAACGAAUAUAGCACGAAUUUCGAUUUUACACAACAGAUUUUUCCAAAAAAAAAAUUUCUGGAAAAAAAAUAGAUUUUUUGGUUUAUGAAACAUUUGCCUGUUUUUAUAUUUUAUUUAUUUACCUUUAAGAACUGUUUUUAAAUGAAAUAAUAACUGAAUCUAAUAAAAACCGAAUUUGAAAAUA